Dunckerocampus dactyliophorus (ringed pipefish) is the source of this 7667-nucleotide messenger RNA. RefSeq names its product cyclic nucleotide-gated cation channel beta-3 (gene cngb3.2). The record is from RefSeq and is a predicted model, not a curated record. Lineage: Eukaryota; Metazoa; Chordata; Actinopteri; Syngnathiformes; Syngnathidae. The coding region runs from base 5347 to 7434 and encodes 695 amino acids. Gene Ontology annotation, cellular component: photoreceptor outer segment; intracellular cyclic nucleotide activated cation channel complex; plasma membrane. Gene Ontology annotation, biological process: monoatomic cation transmembrane transport. Gene Ontology annotation, molecular function: intracellularly cGMP-activated cation channel activity; intracellularly cAMP-activated cation channel activity; protein-containing complex binding. The transcript has 23 exons.
AAAAUAAAAAUAAAAUAAAUAUUUUUUAUAAUAAAAAAAAAAUAAAAAGAAAGCCCCUCUUUUUCAAGGUCCAAUUUUAAAAAAUAAUAAUAUUUUCAACACAAGUGAAACAACAACUAGUAGAUUUUUACCUCACUUUCCUGGCCUUGAAGGCUGCGGUCACACUUAUGGUUGGGUACUCUUGUAUGCCGCUCUUUAAAAGUAUAUUUUAGAGGCUUUUUGUGAAAUCUGAGCUGGUAAAAACAGCAUAUUGUUAAAAAAAUGUUGAAGAUUUGAGUUUCGUCACCUAAUAAGCAUAAGCGCAGGCUGCCCAACAUUAUUAUUACUUCAUUUUUCCCCCCCAAAAGCAGGUCUCGAUAAAGAGCAGUCAUCCUUUAUUCGUGUCAAUACGACAUAAGCAGUCUCUUUCUUUAUGGAGCAUUUCUCCUGCAUGUGAAUGUCCUCAGCAGUGCCUUUUUUGUCCUCUUAUUAAACGUUUUUGAAAGGCUUGCACGCGCACUCGUCUUGCGUCAGUGGGUGAUAAACGUAUUCUGACGGGGACAUGAGAGAAUUCUCACGCAGGGCUUGAUGAUACAGAGCAUUGUUUCGUCUCUUGUGUGGAGAUAUUGCCUGGUGAUUGUCACUUUAUGGAGUGUGACAGAUGAAAGGCGUCUUCCAAUCUCCUCCGGUUACGUCUUCAUGGCACGUAAUAGGCCAUCUUUGUAUUCCUGCAGCCGUGAUGCACCUUAGAACAACCUGCAGAGUGAAGCACUACACUUUGCGUGGUGAGUGAUACUGGGUGCACCAAUGUAAUAGUGUCUUCUAAUGUGCUGCUUUCGGGUUAUUCAUUCAUUUGGUGCAAAAAUCUGCUUGGAAUAACACACCAGUGCGUAUAAAAACAUACCAGGGGUGGCUGGUACAUUCCAGACAAAGAAUUUCUGCACUAACAGUAUUAGAUUUUUUUUUUAUUCCAAUUGCUGACACUUUGUUUACCCUUCCUGCCAUGUUUGGACUGAAAGCUUUCCUGCCGCGCCGUUAUGUGCGCUUUGUUCACACCAGCAGUGGUCUGGCCCUGAUGAAUGCAGACGGAAAGCAAGGAGCGCUUUAACACACAACAGAACAAAAAGUUCUUUGGCUCCUGGCAAAGAUGUUUUGACAGUCUACAAUCAGGAUGAUGAAGCCGGAGGUGUAAUGAUUUAUUUUACUUACGUGGAUGAAUUGAAAUGAAUUGAAAUGUUCAACUCCAAACGGACCGUCAUCAUCACGUUUCCUAACGCUGACGGGAACUUUACUUUAGAUGUACACGUUUAACAGAAACCACAUCAAUGUUUUAUUUGAUCAGCGCUAGCAACAUGAACAAACAAAAUAAAAUCAAAAUUGCAUGAUUUAUGGCACGUUAUGACUGCCCGGAGUCUUGUUUUGGAAGUGGUCAUUGCCAAACAUCGAGUCAACAACAUCUUCAACGCCAUUGUGGAAGGUUUUGGAUAGUUCUGUGAUGGCCUGGCUGUUUGUCUGCACGGCAGUUGGCUUGUUUUCUCUUUUUAAAGCCUUACUUCCUGUUUUGAUGCUCUUAUUUUGGUAGUUCUUUCUGCUUUGCCUGCUUUGUGUCUCGCACCUGUUGCUAAUUUGAAUUUUCCUUCUAUUUAGUUCAGGUGCGUUGCCCUUAGUUCGCCGUUGCAUUGUUCGUUGUAGCUCGCCAAUUGGUUCCUGCUUUCUGCAUCCUGGGGUCGUCGCCACAACGCCACAAGCCAAGAUGUGACAAGUUCCUUUUGACUUUAAUCCAAAAUGAUGGAACAGCGAACUUCUCCCUGCACACAACGCAUAAGCUGUUUGGCCACAUAGGCGGUUAAAAUAAAAUAAAAUAAAAUGAAAUACAUCUUCUACCAAUUAUCCGGGGUCAGGUCACGGGGACAGCAGCCUAAGCAGGCUUCCCAUUCACCAGGCACUUCGACCAGCUCCUCCUGGCGGAUCCCGAGGCGUUCCCAGGCCAGUUGCGAGACAUAGUCUCUCCAACGUGUCCUGGGUCUUCCUCGAGGCCUCCUUCCAGUCAGACGUGCCCUGAACGCUUCCCCAGGGAGGCAUCCUGACCAGAUGCCCGAGCCACCUCAUCUGCAUCCUCCAAGAUUCUAUGCCAUGUUUGUCACCUUAUCUCUAAGGGAGGUCCCAGCCCUGCCUUUCGGCUCAGCUCCCUUUUCACCGCAACGGGCCAAUGAAGAGUCCGCAUCACUGCAGACGCCGCACCAACGAGCCUGUCGAUCUCGUGCUUCAUCCUUCCCUCACUCGUGAACUAGACGCCGAGGUACUUAAACACCUUCAUUUAUUUUAUUUUCUUGUAUUUUUUUCAUUAAAGAAUUAUAAAAUGUGUAAUAUUUAUUAUUAUAAAAUAAAUGAUUAAAAAAAUAUUUCAAAAAAUUUACUUUAUUAAUGUAAUUUUAAUGUACAACAUCAGAAUGGACGAAGUCAAUUUGGUCAGUUUUAUAUAAGCCACACAUUGACAUAAUAAAAAGAAGUGUUAAGUGAACGCUACAGUAUAUCCUAAUUGUAUUUAUAAACAAGUAUGGGUCAAAACACGGCACAUUUUAUGAGUUAUUCUCAAGGAUUUUUUAUUUAAAAGCCAAACUUUUUCUGUAUUGUCUCAGGUGAAAGCGGUUUAAAGGUGCACGUAAGCCUUCAAAAAAAAAAAAAAAAAAAAAGCUUUUUGUGGCGAGCUCAAGGUUGAAAUAAUGGGAGGCCCCCCACCCAAAGGUAAAUACCACACUCUUUAGGAAGUGUAAAAAAUGUGGUGGCUCAGCGGUUCGCAGUAAAAACACAAACCAGCUGACUUUUACAGUCACUCCCACCAAAUUAUCCUAAGAGCCCUUGUGGACUUUGGGAGUUUUUUUCUCUGUAAAGGGUGAAAAGUUCAUAUUUAGGCAGGGUGGUGCCGAGACAAACACCCCCAGGAGGAUUCUAGUAUGUCUGAGCUCAAGGUGAAGAUGCUGGGGGCUCAAAUUCCCCAAAAUCACAGCUUUUACUCAAAAUAUACCAAAGUAUUGGGACACAUUGCAACUUUAUGAGGUUGAAAAGGGUGUUUUAAGAACAGGAUGCAGUGAAGGCCGUGUAGAAGGUCACCGGUGAGGACGCAGAUAGCAUCUCUCCUCUGCAGGCCGCAGCCCCUGAUGGCCAGCUUUUACCUUCCUGUGUCUCUGUGGGCUUCUCACGAGAGAAGCAAACACAUUAUCCACUCCGACUGCCAUCUCAACGGGAGGAAGGAGCAGAAGGCGAGAAGGAGGUAAUGAUCCGCAGUGUCCGGGUCAAAUUAGCUCCAUGAAUCACAACCAUUGAUUGUUGUUUAGCACCAAAGCCUUGUCUUUCUCUCUCACUUCAGUUAUGGCCACGUUAUGGUUAAGAAAAUAUUCUUGUUUGGACAAUUAAUACCACCAAUGUCUUCUUGUAAACAGAAUUUAUUUUAUUAUUUAUUAUUUUUAUAUAUUUUUUUAUCAUGUGUUUUAAAUGUCACCUCAUUUUCUAAAUAAUCAUUACAAAAAUAUAAUAUUUUAUACUAUAUUAAUAUUACUAAUUAAUAUGAUCAUAUGUUAAUAUUAUUCCAAUAAAUCACUUUUUUUCUACACAAUAAAUGACGGUUAGAAACCGGAAGUGGAGGGGUAAUUAGGUUAACGUGAUACACCUGUGCGUCCAGCGAGGACGCCACAACAGAAAAGGGAAUACCAGCAGGUAUUUUUGGACACUAUAACAAACUUGUAAAGUAACUCUGCAACACACAGUAAGCUGAGUCAAAAAGUCAAUGUUGCAUAUUGUUUUACGACCGUUCCAUGGCGUACUUUGGGAAGAAAUACACCGAUUUCCCUUGGAUGUGCUUGGACGCUGUUACCUGCCUGGAUUUGAAUCUUGCUACAGUAAAGGCUCCGACGUACAAAGGCAAAGCAUUUACAUCAAUCUCCAAUCUCCACACCUGCAGAUGUUACUGAACACUCCACCUGCCUCUGCAUGUCUGCCAAAUGAAUCUGUGUGAGGAGAUGAGUUUGGGAUGAAUUCAUCUCGGAUGGAUGAGGAACAGCUCCCAUAUGUUGGGCCUGCUGGGAUGCUGAGAGACGGAUACUUAUUUCCCCCGAGGUGGCGGUUGGUGGAACUAAAUGGAGUGGAGAUAGGGGACAUUUAUCUGUGAAGACUGAGGACACACACACACACACACGGCAAGCCGCAGUUCAUAUCCUUAUCAUGACCCAUUUCUCCUUAUGUUACCUGGUGUUAUGAAAGCUGCUUAUCGUCAGCCACGAAGACGAGGUCAGCUAUACGGAGGAAAAUUACCUUGAGUUGAGACCAGCAGGAGCAGAACAAAGCAGCAGACAAUGUUCCAGCAGAAAAACGUGAAAUCGGAUGACACAUCUUUUGAACCAUUCUGAUUUCCCAUCAGUUUUACAUUAGUAUCAGACUCUUGUUGGGGUAUGAAGACUGCGGGGAGUGGAAGGAGAAGGACUUCUCAGCAUCAUACCUCUGCCCCUUUCGCAACAUUAGCUUCCAACUUAUCGUUGAUGUGGACGUCCCGUACAUCCAGGUGAGAUCAGCCGCACAUACGCCAUAUUUCGUACUCUUUCUCACCUUCUUUAUCAAAGUGCUGGCACUCUCAACUUUUCUUUGGCCCUGUGGUCGCAUGGAGACGGAAGACAUACUUGGCUGCAACGUACGCAGAAUGGAGUCCGCAGAGGUCCACGCAGACUUAAAAGGACCCUGACUUGAGUCAACUUUGCUUAAAUGUGUUCUAUAUUGUGUGUAAUUAUGUUCUACAUUGUUCGGUUUUUGAAAGCGAAUGUUAAUUUUCAAAAAUCACAUUUAUACUUCAUGGUGCCAGCCAUGACGAGUCAGGUCUCGCAUUUCAGCCUCAUUUCUGGAAGUGGAGGUAAACAAGCAUAGCGGUGUAGGAGACAAAGGAUGUUUACGGUGAUUAUAGCGAAGAUUUCAGCGAUGUGUCAGUAGUUUUCCAGGAGAAAAGAAUGGAGAGACAUUUGGAGAUGAAAUGGAGAACUUGCAGAAUAUGGACUUAAGCCUUAAAACAUGGAGAUGAAUGGUUGCCCUCAAAACACAAAAUGGUCUGGGAUGUACCACUAAUUGGAAUUACCGCAAAGGCCCCAAUGAACUGCCGAGUCUCCUGUCAUUAACAGAUGAGCUGCAGAUGUGCUGGCCGGACGAGCAGGUGGGAGGAGUCCUCUGCAGGACUGCAACGAGACAGCAGAGGGCAGCAGACCAAGCAGAGUGCAGAUCAUGACAUCCAAUGAACUCGCCGCUGGUAUUCAUGCUGGAUGAGCAGUUUGCACUGUGCAGCCAGCAGCGGCUCCUGGGACUACCAGAGCGGGUCCUGACCCGGCGCCUAUGCCUGAUCCUCCUCCAGCUGCAGCUGCAAGCAAGGACACGAAACCGAGUGAUAAGGAAAAUAUGGACAAAACUCCGGCACCAGCACCAGUGUCAACCCCAACCCCGGCACCAGCACCGACGACUGCAGCUCCAGUUAACCCUGAAGUUGAACCUGAGGGAAAAGAGGCAGCACCACCUCCUCCAGUUAUCGUCAACCCCUAUUCAGAUGAGCAGCUUCGCUCCAUCGUGAAACGAAUGAGAGAGAGGCUACACAUCUACAAGGAGAAAGUGGCUGAUCAAUAUGCUUCAUCACCAGAGAUCAGCCCACCUGUCACACCCCUAUUACGCAAAGACCACUACGCUCAAGUAGUGGAGGAGAGGAACAGGCAAGCAGAGGAAGAUCGGAUAAAAAAGGAGGAGGCUGAGAAGAAGAAGAAAGAGGAGCAGGAGAAGAAAAAGAAGGAGAAUGAGCAGAAGAAGGAAGAGGAGGAGAAAAAGAAAAUGGAGGAAAAAGAUGUGAAAGAGAAGAAAGACUUGAAGGUCGUCUUAAUGGAGAAAAUGUGGACGACUGUGGAUGCCUUUCUCAAACCAUUGGAGGACUGUAUGGAUUCAGUACUUGGGACCACUAUUGAUCCUUUUACAGAUCGCCGCUACAUCGCCUGGCUGAGCUUGGUGACGCUCGCCUUCAACUACAACACCUGGUUCAUCACCGCCCGUCUGUGUUUCCCCUACCACACUGAGAGCGCCAUCCCGUACUGGUUCGCCCUGGACAUGCUGGCUGACCUUAUUUACCUCACGGACUGCAUCAUCUUCCAGCCCCGCAAACAGUUUGUCAAAGCGGGAGACGUCAUCAAAGACGGAGCAAUGACAAAGAAGAAGUACAGAGAAAGCGAAGGAUUAAUGGCCGACGUGGUGUCCGUCUUACCCUUCGACUUGCUCUACUUACAGUUUGGCUACAAGUCCAUCUUCCGAGCCAAUCGCUUGCUGAAGGUAGAAAAAUUUUUUGAGUUCAGCGACCGCCUGGAAAGCAUCAUGGCGAAGGCUUACAUCUGGAGAGUGAUUCGCACCAUCGGCUACCUCCUCUUCAUGCUCCACCUCAACGCUUGCAUCUACUACGUGGCUUCAGACUACCAGGGCAUCGGUAAAACCAAGUGGGUCUACUCUGGACUGGGAAGUGCUUACCUGGCCUGCUUCUUUUAUGCCGAGAAGUCCCUGCUGAUGAUUGCGGAGUUGCCUUUCCCUGACACCGUGUUUGGAAUGAUGUUUCAGAUGACUAAUUACCUUUUUGGGGCAUUGUUUAUGUCCAUCAUUCUUGGCCAGAUGAGAGAUGUCAUCGGUGCAGCCACAGCGGGACAGACUUACUUCCGCGCCUCCAUGGACGGCACCGUGUCCUACAUGGUGACCAAUCACAUCCCCUCCCUGGUCCAGAACAGAGUCCGGACUUGGUACACCUACACCUGGGAUGCCCAGGGCAUGCUGGAUGAAUCGGAGCUGCUGGAUAAGAUGCCUUUGGUGAUGAGAACCGCCAUCGCCGUGGACAUCAACUUGACCACUUUCCAAAAGAUUGAUCUUUUCAAGGGUUGCGACCAGCAGAUGUUGGUGGAUAUGUUACUGAGACUCAAGUCUAUCAUCUAUCUGCCUGGAGACUUUGUUGUAAAGAAGGGAGACAUCGGUAAAGAGAUGUACAUCAUCAAGAGUGGAGCCGUGCAGGUGGUGGGAGGACCCGACAACAGUAUCGUGUUUGUCACGCUGAAGGCUGGCUGCGUGUUUGGAGAAAUCAGUUUGCUGCAGUCCUCCAAAGACGGAGGAAACAGACGCACAGCCAAUGUCAAAGCCUUUGGUUUUGCUAACCUUUUUGUCUUGGAGAAGAAAGACUUGUUUGAUAUUCUCAUCCACUACCCAGAGUCUCAGAAAGUGUUGGCCCGCAAGGGAAGGAAAUUAAUGAAGGCAAAGGGUCCAGCAGCAGCUAAAGCCGAAGAAGAAAAGAAGAAAGGACUGGCACUUUUUGGACCCAAACCGCCCACACCUAAACUACUGCGAGCAUUUGGCGGAGGGCUAAACAAAAAAAUGAUUGAGAAACUUAAGUCUUCUGCUGGUGGCCAGUGAUGAAUCACUUCCAUUCAUUUGUUCUGUCAGCUCAGUUUUGGGAGUGAAUGUUUAGCUUCAUUUUCCUCCUCUUUUAUACUCUUACACCAUCUAUAUUUGUAAUUGCACCAAAAAAUGUUCUUAGAAUUGAGUUUUGUAUGUAAUGUCCUUCAUUGCAGCCGUCUGUUUACCCACCGCAGCGUCAGUUCUCAGUCGUUGUCCAAACCUGACACCGAUUGUUCACUGCUACAUUA